This is a messenger RNA of Lucilia sericata (common green bottle fly), 1083 nucleotides long. RefSeq names its product lipase member I-like. Gene Ontology annotation, molecular function: lipase activity. The transcript has 2 exons. Lineage: Eukaryota; Metazoa; Arthropoda; Insecta; Diptera; Calliphoridae. The record is from RefSeq and is a predicted model, not a curated record. Bases 1 to 1083 code for a protein of 360 amino acids.
AUGUGGCAAAAAUGUAAAAUUUUAAUUUAUUUUAUAACGAUCGUUGUGAGUGCAAACAGCGCUUCUAUUGAAAAGAUACAACAAGAGAAUAUAGAAAUAUUAACGGAGAGUUUUGCACAAGGAUGGAAGGCGUUCUGUGAGGCCCCUGUGGAUGAGGGUGUUAUGUCUUUGUUUGAUGGCAUUAAUCCCAGUGAUACUACCAUACAUGUCUUGACCUUAAAUAAUCAAAGUGUAGAGUUACCCAUACGUUCCUUAUCGGAGUUAAGGGAUUUCGAUAUAAAUCCCAAGCGCAAGACUUUGCUUUAUAUUAAUGGUUUCUAUACCGCCGACAGUUACUUUAGCAUACAAUCUCAUCUACAUAUGCUGCAGUCCAGAAGGCGGGAACUCAAUGUUAUUAUUGUAAACUUUGCCAAGGAUAUUCAACAGUUGUACUAUGCCCUCCGACAUCAUCUUACCUUGCAGGGUUAUUUUGUUUCUAAAAUCCUAGAAGUUUUAACUGAGAAUGGUAUUGAUCCUAAAGAUAUAACUGUGGCGGGACAUUCAGUGGGCGCCAAUGUGGCUGCUUUGGGCAUCUCCACUUAUUCCGAGGAAUAUUUCAAUAACUACAAGCAGAUUUCCAUUAUAGGCCAACUUAUAGCUAUAGAUCCUUGUUCGUAUAUCUGUGGCUCCAGUGAUUUAUAUGUUCGUCGCAAUAUUUCCUCCCGGGUGGUGGUAAUUCAUGGUGAAGGUAAUGUUUUUGGUGUACGCAGUCCUAUGGGUUCCAUAGAUAUUUAUCCCAAUGGUAUUGGCUACUUUCCCAAGAGACGUUUACAGCCGGGUUGUAAUAGUUCUGUAUGCAGUCACAUGUAUCCUUUCCUAUUAUUUAUGGAGGCAUUGGUUGAGGAAGUGAGUAUCCCGGCGGUGAAAUGUGAAAGUUGGUUACAGUUUAGAGAACAAAAUUGUGAUUAUACUAAUACAGUGGAAUUUGGUAUAACAUAUCCGGAAAUGGCUAAAGGUUUAUACUUUUGUGUAACCCAACCUUCUCCACCGUUUACGUUAAAGGAGCAGGGGUUGAAGUAUAUUAGCAGGAUUAAGAGAAAGUGA